AUGUCUGUUUCACAAUAUUCCCGCGAUCAAUUAGAUACUCUCUGCAUGGCAUUGUACAAAGCUGAAGAUGGGAUAGCUUUGACAAAGUUGUUCUCUGAUAAUAUGAGUAAUCCACUCGUUAACCCAUUGUACGCCUCACAGCCUGUACUGAUAGCUUACAUAUAUACCUUACUGUUCAUGGGAAAGUUCGAUCUUAUGUUCGAAAUGAUAGCGAAAACAAGUUUUGAAGAAGAUUACUUCAAAGAGUUGCAAGAGCUAUGGUAUCAAGGAAGGUACAAAGAGAAUGCUGUGAAACGAGGGAAAGAGCUUGGUCCUGUAGAAAAGUAUCGGCUGAGAAGAAAGUAUCCACCUCCUGCCAGUAUCUGGGACGGCCAGGAAACUGUUUAUUCUUUUAAAGAGAACAGCCGAAAGAGACUCAGAGACUUCUACCAACAUAAUCCUUAUCCCACCUUGGAACAAAAGAAAGAAAUUUCCAGAGUCACAGAGUUGAAAAUCGUACAGAUCUCGAACUGGUUCAAGAAUAGACGACAACGAGACAAAACCUCUAAAGAACAAGCUUAUCAAAGAGAAACUUUACAACAAACGUUAGCUUAUAACAAUAUUCCCAUGAUGCAAACAGUGCAGCUUAUUCGUCGUUAA
Messenger RNA from Auanema sp. JU1783, 639 nucleotides. The record is from the annotation of a GenBank genome assembly. Lineage: Eukaryota; Metazoa; Nematoda; Chromadorea; Rhabditida; Rhabditidae.